Molecule: messenger RNA, 873 nt
Organism: Fusarium keratoplasticum
Lineage: Eukaryota; Fungi; Ascomycota; Sordariomycetes; Hypocreales; Nectriaceae
Exons: 1
Coding region: 1-873 (290 amino acids)
Source: RefSeq, a predicted model, not a curated record
AUGGUUUCGCAAAAGUUGUUUGCCGCGUUUGCGGCUUUGAGCUUUGUCGCUGGCUCCGAGGCCGCGCUGUGUAGACCAAAGUCUAGCAGCAGCGCGGAUGUGACUUCGUCUUCGACGGUUGAGACAUCUUCAGUUGCGACCAUUUUAACUGAUAGUACUACGGUUGCUACUACAACUACCGAGUCUGCAUCGUCGACAGUUGAGACGUCUUCGACAAUUGUCACCAUCUCAACUGACAGCUCUACGGCCCCUACAUCCACCACCGAGUCUGCCUCUUCGACAGUCGAGUCUUCUUCUACUAUUACCACCGUCUCCACCGACAGCACCACACUCGCUACAUCCACUACCCAGGCCGACUCAUCGACCACUUCAUCUGCUGAGCCUGUCAUCACCAACAUCCUCAUCAACGGUGACUUUAAUGACGGCCGCACCAUCAAACCCUGGACGUCUGGUCUCAACGGCGGCAUCGAGGGCCUCGGCCCCGACCCGGACACGCAGGUGCAGGGCUGGUCUCUGGGCCUCUCUACGAGCGGAGCGAUGACUAGCUACUACGUCUUCAACACUCUCGACGCCUCGCGCAUCGUGCCGGGAGCGGAGUACGACCUCUCGGCGUAUGUCAACCUCGACCUCGACUUCGGCGGCGACCUAGGGUGCCGGAGCGUCGAUAUAUAUUGCGUCUGGGGUGGACUCAACCAGGCAGAGGGCCAUACGUCGGCGACCACUACCGAUGGAGGGUUUCAGGAGAUGACGACGACGUGUCGAUGGAGCGAGGAGCAGGCUAGGGAUAACCCCAAGAUCUUGUUCAAGUUUGUGUGUGGUAGUUCGUAUUCGCACAUCGACGAGGUGACUCUGGUUGGACCUUUGGCUCAGUAG